GGUCCCGUGGAGCGCCGCUCUCCCUGACGUGGCCAGACGCGAAAGGCCCGUCUAUUUCUCCGUGGACUGCAGCGAUUGGGCAGACCGUGCGUCGGCAAGUUUUGGGAGGAAAAAAAAAAACAAAAAAACAUGUAAAUAGUGCAGGUGGCGGCGGAAUGCAUCUGAGUAAGGUGUAUGUAAAUAAAACAGAAGUGAAACCGUGUCACUCUGCUCGAGGUUCCUGGGAGGAAUCAACCCCUCAGAACAGAAGCAAUGUUGGCCCGAUAGUUGAAGUAAAAGAUUUAAAGAUUACAACAGGAGCAUGCCGCAGCUCCGCGCCGCCGCCGUGCUGCAGGUCGCGCUGCUGCUGUCCGCCGUGCCCGCGCAGUACCUGCUGUCCCGCUGGGGGGGCUCCACCGCGGUGCAGCGCUACCACGCCACUGCACGGUUGCUGCGCAUGUGGGGCGAGUUGAGGAGGUCGUUGCUCAACGGCACCGCGUGGAUGGAGUGGACGGACCAGCAGCUGUCUGCAGCCAAGUCUUGGGUUGGUUUGGGGCAGGAAGACCCCCGCCAGGGGUACCCUCCAGUAGAAACUAUGAUUUUCGACAAUGACCAGGAGUUCUUUGGAGCCUCCAAGACCGUGCGCAGCCCUCGCCCCCCAUACGUGUUCCUGCGAGUUGGGGAGGUGGUGAUGGAGAGGAACGGCCACAUGGUGGGGGUGGUGGUGAGCUGGGACACUGAACUGCGGGCUCCUCCAGAAUGGAUCGACAAAGUGUAUUCUAACUCUGAGAACACGAAAUCAGAGAAGACGCCUCACUAUAAGGUGCUCUUCAGUGGACCGGGACCCUCCUCUCUGAGGAUUGCAUACCUACCUCAGACACAACUGGAACGGAUAACUGGGAUACGGCCGGACAUUCCCACCCUGGAGAAAUACUUCACACACUAUGAUGGGACGCGGUUCGUCAUGCAGCCGUGGCUCAGAGAGCUCUUCCCCGAGGACGACAAGGCUUGACUGCUCAGUCUGAAAGACACAUUCAACAGACGGUUUUAUCACCUUUUCUGUGUGCUGUUCCUAAGCCUGGUCAAAAUGUCAGCCCUCCUCUGCUACAGCUAUUGAUCUCAAGUGCCAAUGUUUGUACGAGUCAGAGAUAAACUCUUGAGAACUUCCUUUCUAGGAUUCAGGAUUCAGAAUGUACUUCUAGAAUCUGAAACCCAUAAUAUUGCAAUUACGUGAUGAAGAUCAUCCUCCAUCUCCUUUAUUUUUGGCAGUGUGCAAAUACCAUGUACAGUAUUUUUAAUCUAAUGAGUGCCAAAACAAUUUAAAUAGUUACUUUCGGUGUUACAGUUAAUGAUCGCUCUUAGAAACAGUUGAAAUGUUUAUUGAAAUUUAAAAAACAGCAAAUGUUUUAAAUCACACGUUUUUAAAAGUCAAAUUUACAGGAAUGGCAUUAAAAAAAAAAAAAAUGGCACUACUUUUUAAGGAUCAAAUUGAUGCAAUAAAAUGUUU
This is a messenger RNA of Cololabis saira (Pacific saury), 1486 nucleotides long. RefSeq lists its product as uncharacterized. The record is from RefSeq and is a predicted model, not a curated record. Gene Ontology annotation, molecular function: DNA binding. Bases 302 to 991 code for a protein of 229 amino acids. Lineage: Eukaryota; Metazoa; Chordata; Actinopteri; Beloniformes; Belonidae. The transcript has 7 exons.